Molecule: messenger RNA, 1366 nt
Organism: Hibiscus syriacus
Lineage: Eukaryota; Viridiplantae; Streptophyta; Magnoliopsida; Malvales; Malvaceae
Exons: 3
Coding region: 268-975 (235 amino acids)
Source: RefSeq, a predicted model, not a curated record
GACAACGAUCUCUACAAGAAAGUCCUACGCAGCCCUCUUUUUUUCUUUCUUAAUUCCUACACAGCCAAAAUAUCUCUAUCCAAUCUUAUUUGCUCCCUCUCUUUUGUUCUUUCUUCCAUUUUACAAUUUUCAACAUCAACGAAAGAAGGAAUUUGCCAUCAGGACAAGGCUUCCCCAUCUUCAUUUAUUCCAUCCAGUGUUCAACUAUUUCAGUUUCAUAGUAAUAUAGUAUAGAAGAAAUUCAAAACGGUGUCGUGUGUUUUCGAAAUGAAUGACGAAUCUUGUUCGAUGAGAUCCUCUGGGUUUAUCCACGGGAUGGAGCGUAUCUCGGUCCACGAUUCGGCGGAGGAUCCGGGGUGGUUGUCGUCGGAAGAUGAUGGAGAAGAUGAUGAUCUGGGGUCUAGUAGUUCGUCGUCGAUCGGAAGGAACAGUGAUGUUUCCGGUGAAUCGUCAGCGGAGGGUGAAGAUUCAGCGGAGGCUGAAGUGGAAAGCCAGCUUAAAGAACCCUUGGAUUCCAUGGAUGCUCUAGUGGAUGCUUUGCCUAUGAGAAGAGGCAUAUCCAACUUUUAUACUGGCAGAUCAAAGUCCUACACUAGUCUAGCCGAUGCAGCUGCCGCUCCGUCCGUUAAAGAUUUCGCCAAGCCGGAGGAUCCUUAUAACAGGAAACGCAAGAACUUAUUAGCCCAUGGUUCUUUUCUGGGGAAAAAUCGCAACCGAAGUGCAAUGGCUCUUCGAGCUAUUGCGAGCACCUCCGACUUCAACUCGAUCUCAUCAUCACCGUCCAGCAGCGGCCUGCCACCACUGCAUCCACAGCAUAAAAAAUCAACUGCCAUCAGAUCAUCAUCGCUGACUUCUCGACCGAUCCCUCCUUGUCGGUCUUUCUCCUUGUCUGAUCUACAGUAUGCUGAUGCUUCAACUCCUCACACAGCAGGUUUGGCUGUUCACAGUGGCAACAAUGACAACAAACCCUGUUGAACUCAACCAAAGUGUACGUAUUCAAAAUUGUGAAACUGGAAAUACCUGAAUGGAACUGGUCUUCGAGAAUGGAGACCGUCACCUCCCCGUUUCGAACUUUGAUCAAAUGGUUUAACUUGUAGUUAUAGGUGUACCAUGGCCAUGCAUUUGAGAAGUUGUCCCUGCAGCUGUACUGUAUUUUCCCAUUUCUCUUGUUUGAUUUGAGGUAAUAAUGAGAAUGCUAUGUUGUAUAGUACAAGAACUAAAAUACAUUCUCUUACUAUGCAGCAACCGUCGACCGCCUUCUUAUUUCUCGGUGAUAUUGAUACUGGUUACCGGAUCCCGGAUCGGAGUCUCUAUGUUACCGCAGUUAUGGUUAUAGUCCAAUGAUCAGUGCUUUACAGUGGCUUGA